GUCAGUCACUUGUUUCCUCGUUUUUAUAACCGAAACGGCUCGCACACGUCCACCCACAGGACGCAUCUAUGCAGGAGGCCCCUGCCCUUUUUCCAACUGUCAGUUCGGAUGACCCAAAACUACAAAAAUGUACAUGUCGAGGACAUAUCUCGUCAUUAAUCAUGGAAGUAAAUGAUAUUGCCUAUCACCCAAACAUUUGUUAUAGAGAUUAUGUGAUGUGUGAUGUAGAGGUUUGAGGAGCCUGCACUGUGACGCUCUUCCUUAAGUUUCGCUUUUCAUCAAGCUUGCCUGGACCGCGACUUCAACGACACUCUAUGCUUUGUUGUGCGACAGCGCAUGUCAUCACGAUGGUGCAAGUACUUCUGCUCCCACUGUUUUUACUCCUUGCAUCAUUAACAGGCGUGUGUCCCAGCAGCCUCGAAGAGCCAUAUGUCAAGGCAGGUGAGAUGGUGGCGCUGUACUGCCCUCAGGACAGUGGUUCCAGUCAUUCUGACGCCAAAGUGAUCUGGAUCAGUUACACCACCCAGGAGAGGAACCUGACCCACACGUCCCCAGCUGAGCAGAGGAAGAUGGGGUUGCUGGUGCAUGGGAGGAGCCUUGUGAUUCUCAAUGCUUCUCGAGACCAUCAGGGGAAUUACUCGUGCUCUCAGGGGAAUGCCAGCAAGCAGUUCUGGUUCAUGCUGAUCGUGUGCACAGCACAGUCCAGAGAGAACAACCAGAGGACCCGGUACCCUCAAAUAUGUUGCCAGGAAGAGGCCUGCACAUUGAAUUGUCCUGAGGUGAACGUACCUGCUGCAAGCAUUACAGAUAUUACCAGCAAAGGCAUCACAUGGCACAAGGAGGGAGAGUCCUCGCGAAGACAUGACCACUUCUCAAGCGUGGAAGAGAAGGACCAAGGAGAAUACACCUGUACCAGGUCAUACCUGUAUUAUGGGCAAAUAUACAGGAUGACCUUUACAUUGCUGCUUACAGUCAAACCAACUGAAAAAGAUAAAUCCUCAGUGAUCACCUCACCACCCAAAAGUGAUGUUUUCUAUGUAGAGUUGGGCACAACCGUGGUGAUUGAUUGCAAGGCUGAUAUCUAUUCAGACUUCGACGAGAUCUCCUGGUCAAGAGAUGAUUCAGGCGUGGAAAAGAACAACAGCUUUCCUGUUUUCUCCAACGACACACGGGAGAGUAAUGCUUCAGUAAUAAAAAUGACGGCGUCUCUAGUCUUCAGAAAAGUGUCAGAGAAGGAUUUAUCAAAAAAUUACACCUGUAAACUGGAAUCUGUAACUGGAUCUACAAGCUCUGUCACCAUCACUUUGGCCCAAAAACCCCGUCCUUCCUACGUUUCCCUGGCUCUCGGCACUGCUGCCGUUGUGGUGGUGAUGGUUUUGACAGUAGUUGUCUAUGUGAGGUUCAGAAUUAACAUCACUCUUUUCCUAAGAGACGGUCUUGGCUGCCAUAGAAGCACCUCAGAUGGAAAGAGCUACGACGCCUUUUUGAUGUGUUACGAGAGUUACACAGACAGAGGACUAAAUGAAGAUGACAGAAGGUGUCUGGAGAGUGGUUUGGAGGAGAGGUUUGGUUACAGAGUCUGUCUUUAUCAUCGCGACGUCCUACCGGGGCAAGCUGCAGCGGAGGCCGUGCUGGACUGUAUAGACCAGAGCCGGGCGGUGGUUUUGGUUCCCACCUCCUCCGACCCUGGUCCAGAAUCCGGCCUGCUCAGUGCCAUCCAUGCAGCCCUUGUGGAGCGGCAGGCUCGCUUGAUUUUCAUCCAAACGGAGAAAACAGAAGCGCAGGGCUCUGGCUCGUUGCCGGAGGCCUUGCACCUCCUCGGCGAGGCUGGAGAUUGUGUCACGUGGAAGAGCACGAGCUCCACGGCGCAUUCUUCCUCCUUCUGGAAGCAGCUGCGUUACUACCUCCCGGCCCCGCAGGAGGCAUCACCCAUAAAGCUUUUACCCUAGACAGUCUGGGAUGUAAUGUCUAACCAGAAUGAACAGCUUUUGUUUUUUCUGUUUUCAAGACAAGACGGUCAUAAAUCUUUUUUCAUUUUUUAAUUGGACUUUGGUGCCUUAAUAUGUAACGGUAACUCUUGCCUUGUUGAAUUGACCACCAGGAGUUUCCCUUUAGGUCUGACUGCUCAUGCAAAGACAUAUGAAGCCAUUAUGAAUGUAAUACAUGAAUGUAUAAACAUGUACAGUUUCGAUUCAUCAUUACGUCCGUGUACACUGUUACUACUCACAUAUCCAGUUGUUUGACUAAUGUUAUUUAAUGAAUGUUAAGGUAUUUCCUUACAUGGGCUCAUUAACUACCAUCCCUGAUAUAUGUACGAGGUAAUAACUGUAUUUUAGCUCUUUAUUAUGAGACAAGGAAGGUAAAAGGGCGGCCCCCUGUUAAGACCCAGGUUAAGGGGCGGAGCUUAUAAAGGGGGGUAGAAGCUCACCUGGGCAUUUCAUCCUGGUGAUUCACACACCUCAGACCAGCUGACUGUGAAAGGCCCGCUUCAUUUUACCUGCCUAUAAAUAGGAUUGUAACACUGAAUAUAUUUGAAACUAUUACAUUUUCCUGCUUGGUGUGGGGAAAUACCUCAAUCACCAGCUGGGGGAAGAGACCGCGAGUGCAGACAGGUAGACUCCCUAAAUGCAGGAAAUGUUUGCUAAAGUCUUCUUUUAAAUAAUAAUGUGUUUCUUUUGUUUGACACUGGGGACGACCACUGUUUUCCCCUGUUGGUAGGCCUUUUAAUAAGCCAGUUGCAUUGGGCCUUUUUAUGUUUCAUUUUCUUGUGGGGCUGAGUUGAAGGGAGUGACAGUGAUAGAGCAGCCAUAUUGCAUUUUUUUCGCUCAUUUGAGGAGUUCAUUUAAUAAAGUGUUUUCACCGUUUCACUAUAGUAGUCUCUACCUCCAAUUUUAUUCUGGCUCCUGUGCGUAGAAUAUCACAAAGUCACAAUUAUUAAACAUGUAUUGCUGUACCACUGUUUAUGUAAGUGUCUGUGCAAAACAUUAAAGUAGAUUUGAAUUUA
Molecule: messenger RNA, 3004 nt
Organism: Gasterosteus aculeatus aculeatus (three-spined stickleback)
Lineage: Eukaryota; Metazoa; Chordata; Actinopteri; Perciformes; Gasterosteidae
Biological process (GO): signal transduction
Molecular function (GO): interleukin-1 receptor activity
Source: RefSeq, a predicted model, not a curated record